UCAAUAUCUAAUAUGAAUCUGAAAAGAGUAAACCCCCCACAGAACAAGCAACAAUGGCCGCUUCCGCUUCCACCAUGGCUCUAUCCUCCCCGUCGCUUGCCGAAACGGCAGUUAAGCUCUCCCCGGAGAUCCUCGGAACUGGCCGGGUCUCCAUGAGAAAGACUGUGACCAAGCCUGUCUCAUCCAGAAGCCCGUGGUACAGCCCCGACCGUGUUAAGUACUUAGGUCCGUUCUCUAGCGAGCCCCCGAGCUACAUGACUGGCGAGUUCCCUGGUGACUACGGGUGGGACACUGCGGGGCUCUCUGCCGACCCCGAGACCUUCGCCAAGAGCCGUCAGCUCGAGGUGAUCCAGUACAGGUGGGCCAUGUUGGGUGCCUUAGGAUGUGUCUUCCUAGAGCUCUUGGCCAGGAACGGAGUCAAGUUUAGUGAGGCUGUGUAAUUCAAGGCUUGUGCCCAGAUCUUCAGCGAGGGCGGGCUCGACUACCUAGGAAACCCAAGCCUGAUUGACAAGGAGUCCAGCUGAUAUGAUCCAGUUAGAAGACCCUUCGCAAGGGCAUGAAGAAGAAUCCAAGGAUGACAGGGUCGGGCAUGAAGGCGAGCUUUGGGAUAAGCAUGUGCCAGCUAGAGCAAGUACAAGAGCACGAGCCAAGCGAAUCCAACAAGUCAUGCAAAGGCUGUUAUUGCAUGUCCAUGAAGGAGAAGUCGAGCUCUUGGGCGAGCUGCAUGUGCAACAAGAAGCCACGACCGUUCAUAUCCUAGAAAUCUAUUUAGAAGAUGAUUUCAGUUUAUAAGGGCUGAAUUUAGUUGUUUUUCAAUUACUUGGGCCUAUUUCAUUUUUGGGCUCAUUACACUUAGGAUUUAUUUUAGUCCAGUCCAAUAGCCCAAUUAGGUUAUCAACUAGUAUUUCUUUAUAAAUAGGCAUGUGGCCUCCCUAGAGAAGAGAGAUCAGUUUUCAUUCAACUUUGUGAGAGAGAUUUUCUCCGAGCUGUUGCUCAACAACUUUGCGGAUAUUGCAAGUGUGAUAACUUGUGAUUCCCGACAGUUAUAAUAUUGGUUUCUAGCUCUUUAUAGUUAGCGAGUCAAUAUUCCGUUCAUAAUAUUGGUUUGUGGCUCUUUAUAGUUA
Molecule: messenger RNA, 1124 nt
Organism: Punica granatum (pomegranate)
Lineage: Eukaryota; Viridiplantae; Streptophyta; Magnoliopsida; Myrtales; Lythraceae
Source: RefSeq, a predicted model, not a curated record